Molecule: messenger RNA, 4547 nt
Organism: Haliotis rufescens (red abalone)
Lineage: Eukaryota; Metazoa; Mollusca; Gastropoda; Lepetellida; Haliotidae
Exons: 2
Coding region: 2151-3896 (581 amino acids)
Molecular function (GO): nucleic acid binding
Source: RefSeq, a predicted model, not a curated record
AAGUCAUCUGUUGUGUUGGGUGACACAACAAUAACCUCAUGGGACAACUAAAAACAAUGCUAGUCUACCUGCAGUGUUGGAUGACAGUAUGUUUCUCUGACAUGCAUUUAGAAAUUGGUAGUUCAUAAACAUUCAGGUCCAAAUGGAACCUGCUGUACAGACAGAUAGAAAAUCUACCAAGUUCGCCAUAAACCAUGUAAUUUUAAAAUUUGGUGCAAUAGGCCCAAGUGAAUUAAACAGUUUAAGAACAUCAGAGCAACGUGAGCGAGCAAUUGGGAUGGUCAAGAGGGGGACCAUGCACGCCCACGUUGCAAGAACCUUUGUCUGUUCCCGUGUUGCCGUUGGAAACUUGUUUCAGGGUUUCAGACAGACUGGAAGGACAUCGGACAUGGUCAGCAAAGGGAGACCACGGGUCACUACGCCAAAGGAAGACCGGUAUCUGCGAACGUUGCACCUCCGCAACCGCUUCCUCACAGUGACGCCAUGGGCAGUGAAUGCUUUGGAUCGGUGGGUGAGCACACACACAGUGACAAAAAGAUUUCGGGCAGCAGGUAUGGGACCUAUCGACCGUUCAGAGGACAGAUGUUGACGAAUUCGAUUGGCUAAUACAGUGCGACGGUGGCAGCGUCGGGAUUUACACCGCGUGGUCUUUACGGACGUAAGCAGGUUCUUUUUGUUUAGAGUUCAUGGCAGACAUCGUUGUUACCUACGCAGAGGUGAACGGACAGCUGCUUGCUGCGUUCAAGAAGUCGUUCCUUACGGUGGAGAUGGCAUUAUGGUGUGGGGAGAAUAUUUUUAGACCGAUCAACGCCACUCGUUAUCAAUGGAAACCUCAAUGCGCAACGCAAAAUAAAUAACAUGCUCCGUCCAGUAGUGCUGCCCUACCUCCAGCAACAGCCCCGAAGUGUUCUGUACCAUCCCGACAACGCCAGGUCCCACACUUCUCGUUUCGUAGUGGACUUACUUGCUAACAACAACGUCAACGUCUUACCGUGGCCGGCAUGCUCUCCUGACUUAUCACUAAUACAACACAUCUAUGACGUCUUGGACAGUCGAGUUACACCCUCCACGUACAGACAAGAGUUGAUACAAGCUCUACAAGGUGGACCCGCUUGCCACGUCACCUCAGACACAGAAUCUUUGCAUGUAUGGAGCCACGGGGUGGCCAGUCUUUGCAUGUAUGGAGGCACGGGGUGGCCAGUCUUUGCAUGUAUGGAGGCACGGGGUGGCCAGUCUUUGCAUGUAUGGAGGCACGGGGUGGCCAGUCUUUGCAUGUAUGGAGGCGCGGGGUGGCCAGUCUUUGCAUGUAUGGAGGCACGGGGUGGCCAGUCUUUGCAUGUAUGGAGGCACGGGGUGGCCAGUCUUUGCAUGUAUGGAGGCACGGGGCGGCCAGUCUUUGCAUGUAUGGAGGCACGGAGUGGCCAGUCUUUGCAUGUAUGGAGGCACAGGGUGGCCAGUCUUUGCAUGUAUGGAGGCACGGGGUGGCCAGUCUUUGCAUGUAUGGAGGCACGGGGGGGCCAGUCUUUGCAUGUAUGGAGGCACGGGGUGGCCAGUCUUUGCAUGUAUGGAGGCACGGGGUGGCCAGUCUUUGCAUGUAUGGAGGCACGGGGUGGCCAGUCUUUGCAUGUAUUGAGGCACGGGGUGGCCAGUCUUUGCAUGUAUGGAGGCACGGGCCGGGGUGGCCAGUCUUUGCAUGUAUGGAGGCACGGGGUGGCCAGUCUUUGCAUGUAUGGAGGCACGGGGUGGCCAGUCUUUGCAUGUAUGGAGGCACGGGGUGGCCAGUCUUUGCAUGUAUGGAGGCACGGGGGGGCAAGUCUUUGCAUGUAUGGAGGCACGGGGUGGCCAGUCUUUGCAUGUAUGGAGGCACGGGGUGGCCAGUCUUUGCAUGUAUUGAGGCACGGGGUGGCCAGUCUUUGCAUGUAUGGAGGCACGGGCCGGGGUGGCCAGUCUUUGCAUGUAUGGAGGCACGGGGUGGCCAGUCUUUGCAUGUAUGGAGGCACGGGGUGGCCAGUCUUUGCAUGUAUGGAGGCACGGGGUGGCCAGUCUUUGCAUGUAUGGAGGCACGGGGGGGCAAGUCUUUGCAUGUAUGGAGGCACGGAGUGGCCAGUCUUUGCAUGUAUGGAGGCGCGGAGUGACCAGUCUUUGCAUGUAUGGAGGCACGGGGUGGCCAGUCUUUGCAUGUAUGGAGGCGCGGAGUGGCCAGUCUUUGCAUGUAUGGAGGCACGGGAGUGGCCAGUCUUUGCAUGUAUGGAGGCGCGGGGUGGCCAGUCUUUGCAUGUAUGGAGGCACGGGGUGGCCAGUCUUUGCGUGUAUGGAGGCACGGAGUGGCCAGUCUUUGCAUGUAUGGAGGCACGGGGUGGCCAGUCUUUGCAUGUAUUGAGGCACGGGGUGGCCAGUCUUUGCAUGUAUGGAGGCACGGGGCGGCCAGUCUUUGCAUGUAUGGAGGCACGGGGUGGCCAGUCUUUGCAUGUAUGGAGGCACGGGGUGGCCAGUCUUUGCAUGUAUGGAGGCGCGGAGUGGCCAGUCUGUGCAUGUAUGGAGGCACGGGGUGGCCAGUCUUUGCAUGUAUGGAGGCACGGGGUGGCCAGUCUUUGCAUGUAUGGAGGCACGGGGUGGCCAGUCUUUGCAUGUAUGGAGGCACGGGCCGGGGUGGCCAGUCUUUGCAUGUAUGGAGGCGCGGAGUGGCCAGUCUUUGCAUGUAUGGAGGCACGGGGUGGCCAGUCUUUACAUGUAUGGAGGCACGGGGUGGCCAGUCUUUACAUGUAUGGAGGCACGGGGUGGCCAGUCUUUGCAUGUAUGGAGGCGCGGGGUGGCCAGUCUUUGCAUGUAUGGAGGCACGGGCCGGGGUGGCCAGUCUUUGCAUGUAUGGAGGCACGGGGUGGCCAGUCUUUGCAUGUAUGGAGGCACGGGGUGGCCAGUCUUUGCAUGUAUGGAGACGCGGAGUGGCCAGUCUUUGCAUGUAUGGAGGCACGGGGUGGCCAGUCUUUGCAUGUAUGGAGGCACGGAGUGACCAGUCUUUGCAUGUAUGGAGACGCGGAGUGGCCAGUCUUUGCAUGUAUGGAGGCACGGGGUGGCCAGUCUUUGCAUGUAUGGAGGCACGGGGUGGCCAGUCUUUGCAUGUAUGGAGGCACGGGGUGGCCAGUCUUUGCAUGUAUGGAGGCGCGGAGUGGCCAGUCUUUGCAUGUAUGGAGGCACGGGAGUGGCCAGUCUUUGCAUGUAUGGAGGCGCGGGGUGGCCAGUCUUUGCAUGUAUGGAGGCACGGGGUGGCCAGUCUUUGCGUGUAUGGAGGCACGGAGUGGCCAGUCUUUGCAUGUAUGGAGGCACGGGGUGGCCAGUCUUUGCAUGUAUUGAGGCACGGGGUGGCCAGUCUUUGCAUGUAUGGAGGCACGGGGCGGCCAGUCUUUGCAUGUAUGGAGGCACGGGGUGGCCAGUCUUUGCAUGUAUGGAGGCACGGGGUGGCCAGUCUUUGCAUGUAUGGAGGCGCGGAGUGGCCAGUCUGUGCAUGUAUGGAGGCACGGGGUGGCCAGUCUUUGCAUGUAUGGAGGCACGGGGUGGCCAGUCUUUGCAUGUAUGGAGGCACGGGGUGGCCAGUCUUUGCAUGUAUGGAGGCACGGGGUGGCCAGUCUUUGCAUGUAUGGAGGCGCGGAGUGGCCAGUCUUUGCAUGUAUGGAGGCACGGGCCGGGGUGGCCAGUCUUUGCAUGUAUGGAGGCACGGGGUGGCCAGUCUUUGCAUGUAUGGAGGCACGGGAUGGCCAGUCUUUGCAUGUAUGGAGGCGCGGAGUGGCCAGUCUUUGCAUGUAUGGAGGCACGGGGCGGCCAGUCUUUGCAUGUAUGGAGGCACGGAGUGGCCAGUCUUUGCAUGUAUGGAGGCACGGGGUGGCCAAAUUCGGUAUUAAAAUGACAGGUUUUGUGUCUUUGACCACUUUCCCUGUUUGAAUGAAUUGCAGUUAAAAUCUGAACAACUGAAUUUUCAACUUCCACUGAUUUUGUUUGCCUGGUGUACAAUAUGUAAACACAAAUUGUCAAGUUUGAGUUAUUCAAUACUUUGUGGAAUUGUUGGUUUAUUAAAUAUACUUUACCUCAAACUAUUGUUAUUUUCAGUUUAUUAAUUACAGUCUCUUCAAUCUGGUGCAAAGUUUCUUUUGCCGUUCAGUUAACAAUGAUUUGGUUGUUUGCUCUAUCAGAUUUUAUUUUGUAAAAGUGAAUUUAGAAUUCUUCUAAUUUUCCUAAAUAUCUUGACCAAUAUUAAAUGUUUUCGAAAAAUUAACCUUAAGACUCCGUUUAUCAUAAUUCUUAUUAAUAGAAUCUAACAAUUGUUUGCAAGUGUAUAUUUGUAGUCGUAAGAACUGCAUCAAGGGAGUUAUUUAUGUGUAGCUGGCGUCUAUCUGGGCUACUCUGUGUCAUGUGAACAACUUGACGAUGUGGCAGAUUAGUGACUUUUCCUGACUCCUGAGGACACUGAGUGACAAUGUGCAAUCAAGGAAACAGAAUGUUACGGAUUAUUCAUUUAAUCAGGUGGAGGUGAAUAAAAGAAAUAUGCCUCCUUA